GUUUAUGAGUACAAAGUUUGCAUGUUUAUGUUAUAUGUUUGUGUGGUUUGCUUAUUUACUUAUUUGUAGUUAGUUUAAACAUUCUUAAUGGCAGAUUUUGAUGAAAAAAGUGGCGUUAUUCCUUGCAAAACAGAAUGGGGAUCUUGGUGGCAAACUAUUGAUGAAGUUUUCAUCGAAAUAAAUUCAAGUACCAAUUUAAACGCCAAAGAAAUUAAAUGCACAACAAAGCCAACUCACAUCUCAGUGCUGAUAAAAGGAGACGUAAUUUUUGAGGUUGGACUUGACCGUCAAACGAUGACAACUAUCUUCUAAUAGCAAAUUAUUUAUAAAACUUGGUUUAAUAUUCAUACAUUAGCUUACAUAGAAUUACUUUGUCAUAUUAAUAUGAAGAAUAAGACAUAAAUCUAAAACUAAAAUUACUAAAUUAAAAACCUAAUUAAUAAUCACUAAUCACAUAUUUAUUUAGUUAAAAUAAUCAAAUAUUUAUUUUAACAUUAUCAUAAUCAUGUCAUUAACACUAUUAACUUUUUUAGUCAAAAAGGCUAUGUAGUAAUGUACGUAAGUAUCUGUAUACUAUAUGCCUCUCAGGAAACCAAUGAUUAAAAAUGUACAACUUAUCAAAGGGGUGUUUCAAGGCAGUCACUGAGGAUUUGAGGACAGGGAGAUGUACGCUCAUUCCUUUCUUGUCUCAUUUAUCUACCCCAACACUUUAAGUAUAAGAAGCUCAGAUAUCUUCAAGAAUCAUGGUGUUUGAAAGCUCUUUUUUGAAGAAAGAGAAGGCAAGCGUAGAGGGCAGGGUUGUCACUAUAUACAGCAUUUGUCAUAAAAUCAAACACAUAUUAUUAUUUAAUAAAAUGCUGAAAAUGUUGUCAUGAAUAUAACUUGAAAUUUAAAAAAACAAACUAGCUCUUUAAUGUCAUGGUAAAUACAUUGACUCACUUUACUUGGAUUAGUCAUUAAAUUGCCCAACUUUAGGUUUAAGAGUUGUUACAUCCAAAAUUGUUUCAUGAUAGCAAAUUAUUUCAAAUUGUCAGAAUUUUAAACUUUAGUUCUUUUUUCAACUUGUCAUCCUUCCAUCAGGGUGCAUUAUAUGAAACAGUACACAGUGAUGAUACAGUAUGGACUCUAGGUAAAACCUACUUUAUUCUCUAUGAUCACAGCUUUACUAGCUAUUUAAAAAUGGUAGUUAUUUGUCUUUGAAUAAUAUUAAUUUGGAAACUGCAAACCAGUACUUGGUCCAAAUGGUUGCAUAUUAUAUUAAUAUUCACAACUCAGUUGAAAAGUGUUGCUUUAAAGGCACAACAAGAAGCCUAUACCAAUUUUUUACUCAAUAAAAUCAAUCAGGCCAUUGCCAGAAAAUAUUGUGUUCAUCCGUUUUAUAAGUUAAACUCUAAAAAGUCAAUGCUCUGUAAUUUUCAGAGGACAAACACAUAAUUCGUAUUUGUUUAAGUAAAGCUCACAACACAGCUGCUCACUGUUGGCAAUCACUCCUGGUGGGCAAAUAUAAAGCUGAUCCAUACACAUUUGAUGAGAUGCAGAAAAAGUUGACAUUGCAAAGGUUUCAGUACGAGGUAAGCAUGAGUCAUGGGAGGUAAGCACGAGUCGUGGCUCUAUCAGUCAGAAUACUCCUGCUUCAAGCUAUUUUUUCUUCUUUAAAUUUUGUCUCAUUUAAAUUUAGAAGAAAAGUUGAGCAAGUAAAUUUAAAAUAAUUAAUUUGAGCGAAUUAAAUAAUUUAAAUAGCACGCUAUGGAAAUGAACGCUUUUUUAUUUUCUGUGGAAAAAUGCAAAUUAAAAUGACAAAUGUUCUUUUUCACCAAGUCAUGAAUGAUUUAAAAUAAAUUAAAUUAUAAUUUUAUGUUGCAAAAAUUAUCAAAAUUUUAUGUUUAAUUGGGACUCAAUCAGUAAUUCAAUGUUUUAGUAUAAAACUAUUAAUAAAUUAAUAUCUUUUCUCAGAAUCCAGGUAUGGACUUUAGUGGUGCAUCCAUGACAGGAAAUUAUCAGGGAGGAGGUCCGCAGCUGCCAAGUUAAUUUACUUAUAGCUCCCAAGUUGACCUACUAAAAGCUGCCAUUAAAAAACCUUUGUUAUUAUAUAAAAUUGAUUACAAAAUUUUGCAUUAAAAUAAGGCAUAGGAAAGGAAUUCUGAAAAAGAUUUAACAAAUGAGGAUUUUUGUGUAGCUGGCACCGUUUCCUAAUAAUUUAUAGCAUUAGUGUUAAUAGUAUAUAAAAUUGUCUUAAGCUUCAUAUUUUUAGUGGCCUGAACAGUUUAAUCGCAAAGAAAUUGAGCUUUUUUAUAUUAUUAGAUUUUACAAAACUUAACAUAUUGAACAUUGUAAUUCCUCAAUCUGAAGGAAUAACUAAUGCCAGGAGUUCUUAUGAUAUAGUAUCAACUUCAUUUGUGCAAAUAAAUUUCAUUUAACUCUGUGUUGAACUGAUAUCUGUGUUGAACUGAUAUUUUUAUAAAUGUCUUUAUUAUAUAAUAAGGUCAUGAUAUUGGAAUACUUACUGCUAUUAAUAAAUAAUGAAAUAAAUGUGUAUUAUUUGUACUGGUAUAAAGAAUUUGUUUUGUAUUUUAUGUCAUUUCCUAAAAAUCCCUAAACACAGAAGCAUACACAACUGACAUAAGUGACACAUGUAGAGAAAAUUAAUAAAGAAAAUACAAUGUCUUCCAUAUUGGAUCAGCAAAGAAAAAAACCAAAAGCAAGCAUAUUUAAGAUAGUCAUCAUAGUUUUAUUCACUGUUGAUUCAUAUAUUAUUCAGUUUUAUAUACCGGUAUUUUUGUGCUAAAAUGUCGAUGAGGUAAAAAAAUUUAAGAAUAUAUACCAGGGGUCGGGAACCUAUGGCUCGCGAGCCAGAUGUGGCUCUAUUGAUGGCUGCAUCUGGCUC
This is a messenger RNA of Lymnaea stagnalis (great pond snail), 2884 nucleotides long. Lineage: Eukaryota; Metazoa; Mollusca; Gastropoda; Lymnaeidae. The record is from the annotation of a GenBank genome assembly.